UGAUGCUGAGCUCGGUCAGGAUGGACUCCCACAACAAGGCCUGGCUUCUUAAAAAAGUUCCUACCCAGCAUUUAAGGGAAAUAUGUUGUUGUAAGCAGGCUGCGGUCGGUUUUAUUUCCCUCCAGCAUGGCGGAGCGCGAGCAGGACGGGAAUAAAGUGUGUGAAGCGGCGGAAACGGGGAGGCGGAUGUAAAGUGGUCCAGCCAAAUAAAUAAGAUAUGAACGGAUUUCUACUCAGCCUGGCAACAUCACGGAGAAGUCAACGACGCAGUGGCGAGGAAGAGAUGGCAACCAUGAUUUAAAGACGGGAAUAAACACAAGCAUUUACAAAGGGAGGUUUCGCGUUGAACGGAGGCUGGACUACCGAGGGGCAGCAGCGCUGCGCCCGGGCUCUGGAGCGCCGAAUCCCGCUUGGAAGCCGAUGAAGGGUCGGUGGUUCCUGGGCCGUAUGGAGGUCCGUCGUCUAUAAUUAAGCGACUUCUUCGGGGAUUUGUUUGCAUGCAGGUGUGGUCGCAAACGACGUUUAAAUCACCGUAGCAAAGGUCUUCCCUCCACCCCUCUCCUCCCCGUGGAACAUAGGAUCGCCCUGUCAUCACCCCCUCCUCCCUGGACAGACCGGCAGAAGGAUUACCGGAUCGCCUUUCAUCCUUAAUUCCUCGUCUCUCUCUGCCCAUCUCCCACCUCCACCACUUCCCUGUAUCAUAAUGGAUACCUGGAUGAUUUACGAAGUACUCUAGUGCCCUAGAGCAAGGCAUUGCUCUGCUGUUGACACUCGAGUGUUAGUCAGGAUGGACAGGCGUCCUAGGGUGUUGAGAGAGAUAAAUCAACAUCAGUGUUCACAGUGGAAACGUGAUAUCCAUGACUGAUCUAAGAGAGUUUAACUAUGUUUCAAACUGCCUCGUGACACCUCGACUGACCACUAGUGGAUUCUGGGAGUUCUGAAGUGCCUUGCCCAAGGGAACGCCAGCAGGGCCAAGGACAUGUACAUCAAGGAACCCUAAAUCUUUUUUUUUAAGUUGCUUUGGACAGCUUCUCUUGUGAUUACUCCAUUCAUCUGUCUAUACCUCUAUACCUCAAUCAUUUCUCCUUUUGUCCUCGCUUCAUUUUCCCAGCAUUCAUUGCUUCUUCAGUUUGGUCUGGUUCACUUUUAAGCUAAAGGGCCCAAGUGUCCCUUUCCUUUCUUCCUUCCUCCCUCACUUCCUUCCCCCUCCCACCCCCUUUGUUUUGUUUUUUGCCUCACCCACCUGGCCUCCACCAUUCGCCCCUCUCUCGCAACGNCGCUUCUCGCCCCCUCCCUUCUCCGCCUCCUCUUCUGCGGGAACCAUGGCGAUGGCUGCCACCGCCUCCUCCUCUCCCUCAUCCUCGUCUUCCCCCAACGGCAGCGCCCGGGAGCACCUGCUGGCGGUGCGUCGGCGCACCCCGCACACUCGGCCAUACACGAUUGGUCCGGACAACCUGCGCAGUCUGUCGGUGCAGGGCGGGAGCUCCACCUCUUCGUCCUCCUCUGCUAUGUCAUCAGGGAGUCAAUCAGAAACGGCAGGGGUGGGACUCCAGAGGGCCAACAGCGACACAGACCUGGUGACAUCAGACAGCCGCUCAUCACUCACGGCGUCUACGUACCAGUUGACUUUAGGCCACAGCCACCUGGUGAUUUCCUGGGACAUCAAGGAGGAAGUGGAUGCCACCGACUGGAUCGGCCUGUACCACAUCGAUGAGACAUGUGUGGCCAACGUUUGGGACUCCAAGAAUCGUGGCGUGAAUGGCACCCAGAGAGGACAGAUCGUGUGGAGACUAGAGCCGGAACCCAACUUCAUGGAGCCGGAGACUAAGAUCUGCUUUAAAUACUAUCAUGGUGUAAGCGGAGCAUUAAGAGCAACAACACCUUGUAUCACAGUCAAGAACCCUGGAGUACCGGUGGGCAGUGAAGGCCAAGUCGAGGACCAAUCAGGGACUGAACACUGUCGGAAACUAGUCAGCUUCACCUUAUCAGACAUGCGAGCAGUGGGUUUGAAGAAGGGCAUGUUCUUCAACCCUGACCCCUACCUGAAGAUGUCAAUCCAGCCUGGGAAAAGAAGCGGCCUCCCCAAGUUCACCCACCACGGCCAGGAGAGACGCUCCUCCAUCAUAGCUAACACCACCAACCCUGUGUGGCAUGGGGAGAAAUACACCUUUGUGGCUCUGAUGACUGACGUGUUGGAGAUCGAGGUGAAGGAUAAGUUUGCCAAGAGCCGACCAAUCAUCAAGAGGUUUCUAGGUCAGCUGAUCCUCCCCGUGCAGAGACUUCUAGAAGGGCCGACAGCUGACGAUCAGCCAGUCAGCUACAGCCUGUGUCGUCGUCUCCCUACGGACCAUGUGAGUGGGCAGCUUCAGUUCAGAGUGGAUAUCACCUCCACUGGACAUGAAGAAGCCUCCCCAGAUGCUGUGGGCACCAUCCUAGGCAGCUCAGUGAACGGUGACCCUGGAAGUCCCUCAGACGAUGAAGACCUCCCUCACGCAUCCUCCUCCUCGCGCGUUGCAUAUGGGCCUUCUCCCACAGGAUCGGACGAGGGCUCCCUGUUAGUUAACGGUGCUUGUUACUAUGGCGAUGACAGUGUGUGGCGGGAGCCUGGGCAGAUGGCAGAGGAAGAUCUGCUUGCUGUGGCACUGGGCGGCCACACUCACCGGCAGGUGUCACUCAACGAUUACCUGGAUGCCAUUGAGGCUCCCAGGAGCCCCGGGGACCGACCUCUUGCGGGGCCUUCGCCGAAACUCCGCUCUAGCUUUCCAACGGACACACGGCUCAAUGCCAUGCUGCACAUAGACUCAGAUGAGGAUGAGGAGACGGCAGGGCAGCACAGGGAGCAAACACAGGAGACGAGGACACAGCAGAGCAUAGACUCAGCCUCAUCGAGGAACUCGGCUACAUCGGAGUCUCAACAAGGGAACGAGGGUUCAAAAGAGGAGCCGCAGGGCCAGACUGGAGCUGGGACUGGGACUGGGACUGGGCCUGGAGUUGGGGCCACAACAGAGGCAGGUUCCUCUACCAGUGCUCAGCCUGGAACUACGCCUGCCGGGGCCGAAUCUGGAGCUGGAGCUGCUGAGAGUGCAGUCCAAACACAGGAAGGAACACCAGCUGCUGCUGCUGAGACUGAAGCUGGGGUUGGAGAAGCUGCUGGAGCAUCAGCUGAGGCUGCACACAUCACUGGAGAACUCUCCACAGCUUCCAGCUCAUCUCAGGCAUCAGGGGCUGAGGCAGCUGCGGCAGCUGGGCCCAUGGAGUCUGUGGGGGAAUGUACCUGUCAGGAGCAGAGUAGCAGAACAGGUGCAAACCAGGAAGUAUCCCUCACUCCCUCACUUGGUCCACUUUCACCCAUUCAGGAGGUGGAGACAAGAAAAGAAGUGGCUCCUAAGGCAGAGGAGGAAGGGGAGUCAUCAAGCAGUGAGGCCAACGGACCAUCAGCAGCAGCUGGUGCAUCUACGAGCAGCAUCAUAGCUGACCAGGGAGGAGGGACCUCCGAAGUUGGAGCAAGAGCCAGGAGUCAGGAGGAGGAGGAUGGGGAGGUGUGGAGGAGGAGGCAGUCCAUGCAAGCUUCCGGAGGCGUGGCCCAAAACCAGGAGGCGUGCGCAGCCAGAGAGAGUCAGAACGGGGCAGUGGGGGUGGAGAGAGAGACAGGUGCCACAGCUCAGGUCAAUGGCCACCAGUCCGUUCGCUCCCUGCCAUCUGUGCGCCAUGACAUCAGUCGUUACCAGAGAGUGGACGAGCCGCUACCACCUAACUGGGAGGCUCGUAUCGACAGCCACGGUCGGAUCUUUUACGUGGACCACGUGAACAGAACCACAACAUGGCAGCGUCCCACCGCUCCCCCCGCCCCACAGACACUCCAGAGGUCCAACUCCAUACAGCAGAUGGAGCAGCUGAACCGCAGGUAUCAGAGUAUACGUAGGACAAUAACCAAUGACAGCAGACCAGAGGAGCAGCCAGCCAAUGAGCUGCCAACAGAUGAGACUGACAUGCACCCCUCCAUCCCGGAGUUCCGUCGGGACAACAGUGUAUCUCAGUCCAGCUCCAGGUCUCGUCUCACCCUCCUGCUUCAGUCCCCCAGCGCAAAGUUCCUCACCAGCCCCGACUUCUUCACUGUGCUGCAUUCCAACCCUAGUGCCUAUCGUAUGUUCACCACCAACACGUGUCUGAAGCAUAUGAUCAGUAAGGUUCGUCGGGAUGCUCACCACUUUGAGCGCUACCAGCACAACAGGGAUCUGGUGGCCUUCCUCAACAUGUUCGCCAACAAACAGCUGGAGCUGCCCAGAGGCUGGGAGAUGAAGCACGACCACACCGGCAAGCCUUUCUUCGUGGACCAUAACUGCCGUGCGACGACCUUCAUCGACCCCCGGCUGCCUCUCCAGAGCACUCGGCCCCCGAGCCUCCUGGCUCACCGCCAACACCUGACUCGCCAACGCAGCCACAGUGCUGGGGAGGUCAGUCCACGGCGACUGGUGGGUGAAGACCCUCGUCAUGCCGGUCCACCCGUCCUGCCGCGGCCUUCCAGCACCUUCACCUCUGCCAGCAGGGGGCAGUGCCAAGACGUUGUGCCAGUGGCUUACAACGAUAAGAUUGUGGCGUUUCUUCGACAACCAAACAUCUUUGAGAUUUUGCAGGAGAGACAGCCUGACCUCAGCAGGAACCAUUCACUCAGGGAGAAGGUGCAGCUGAUACGCACAGACGGAGGGUCAGGAUUGGCCAGGUUGUCAGGUGACGCUGACCUUGUCAUGCUGCUAAGUCUGUUUGAAGAUGAAGUAAUGUCCUACGUGCCUCCUCACGCCUUACUUCACCCCAGCUACUGCCAGUCACCGCGGGGAUCACCUGUCUCCUCCCCACAGAACUCGCCUGGUACUCAGAGAGCAAAUGCCAGAGCUCCAGCACCCUACAAAAGAGACUUUGAGGCCAAACUGCGCAACUUCUACAGGAAACUGGAAACUAAAGGCUACGGACAAGGACCAGGGAAGCUAAAGUUGAUCAUCCGUCGCGACCAUCUGCUGGAAGAUGCCUUCAACCAGAUCAUGUGCUAUUCCCGUAAAGACCUGCAGCGCAGCAAGCUAUACGUCAGCUUUGUUGGGGAGGAGGGGUUGGACUACAGCGGGCCUUCCAGAGAGUUCUUCUUCUUGGUUUCCAGGGAGCUCUUCAACCCUUAUUAUGGUCUGUUUGAGUACUCUGCCAACGACACCUACACCGUCCAGAUAAGCCCCAUGUCUGCCUUCGUAGACAAUCACCAUGAAUGGUUCCGGUUCAGUGGUCGCAUUCUCGGUUUGGCUCUGAUCCAUCAGUACCUACUGGAUGCCUUUUUCACCAGACCCUUCUACAAAGGCCUACUGCGCAUUCCCUGUGACCUGAGUGACCUGGAGUACCUGGAUGAGGAGUUUCACCAGUCCCUUCAGUGGAUGAAGGACAACGACAUAGAGGACAUGUUAGACCUCACCUUCACCGUCAACGAGGAAGUCUUUGGACAGAUAACAGAAAGGGAGCUCAAACCCGGCGGAGCCAACAUCCCUGUGUCAGAGAAGAACAAAAAGGAAUACAUCGAGCGGAUGGUGAAGUGGAGGAUAGAGAGAGGAGUGGUGCAGCAGACUGACAGCCUGGUUAGAGGUUUCUACGAGGUAGUGGAUGCCAGGUUAGUGUCAGUGUUUGAUGCAAGGGAGCUGGAGCUGGUGAUCGCCGGCACAGCUGAGAUUGACUUAUCAGACUGGAGGAACAACACCGAGUACAGAGGAGGUUACCAUGACAACCAUAUUGUGAUCCGGUGGUUCUGGGCAGCAGUGGAGAGGUUCAACAAUGAACAGAGACUACGACUCCUGCAGUUUGUGACCGGGACAUCCAGUAUUCCAUACGAAGGCUUUGCUUCUCUGCGAGGCAGCAACGGACCUCGCAGGUUUUGUGUGGAGAAGUGGGGGAAGGUCACCGCGCUGCCCAGAGCUCAUACUUGUUUCAACCGGCUGGACCUGCCACCAUACCCGUCCUUCUCAAUGCUGUAUGAGAAGAUGCUGACGGCCGUGGAGGAGACCAGCACCUUUGGGCUGGAAUGAUCCUCGCCAACCCAAAUCUCAGCUGACCUCUGUCUACCCCUCAAGGACUGCUGGUAGUAGUGACGAGAGGUAGCUAUGAUGGACAAAGGUUCAAAAAACUGGAUUUAAAGUCCAAGUUAUGGUUUAUGUUUAAUUUAUACUGGGCUGAAUUUUAUAUCAGAGGCUGAUAAGACCUUUGAUCCAUGAAGCUGCACUCUGACCUUUUGAAAUGCCCCAUGUACAGAGGUAAACACUUUUUUUUUGUCGCACCUGCACGUAUUUCACACCUACUUAGUAACACACGCUUUUACCUGUGUGAUAUGACGAAUGAAAACCCACACUGCCUUUGGGACCAGAAUCAUAACUGCCGGGCUUUGACCAUGUGGAUACGGGAUUGUUGUUGGUUUUUUUUUUUUUUUGUUUUGUUUUGUUUUGUUUUUUUGGUUACUUUCUCUUUGAUACCAGAGGAUUAGAGUAUAAGGCGACACAUCAAAGAAAAAGCAAUCACUGCCUUCACCGCAAAAGCUGAGUGGACUCAGCGUCUUUAUUCUGGUGUUGAUGGACCUCAGAUCAUACGGCCUGUCCAGUGACACCCCCAUUGUUGUACAGCGCCUCCCUGUGGCCUGUAGAAGUAACUGCACCCAUGCAGGCAUUUGUCAAAGCCUUUUGAGGACCGCCUGAUGUAACUUUUGGUAAAGUUUAUGGAAUUUUCUUCUACAGCCAGUUUUGGAGUCCAGACAGAAGCUUUGCUAUUGUUACAGUAUUUUCAUCUCAAAGAAGAACAAAAAAGUGAUUUUCUAACGAUGUGGCCGUGACAUAUUGUGAUUUGAAUGUAACUUAAUGAUGUAGAUUGUGUGGGAAGUGAUUAUGCACCAGAUCUCGAUUAAUUGGCAAAAAAAUAUUUGGUCCCCCCACUCACGUUAUCAGUGUGUUGAUGGUAAGUAAUUAACAUACAGUAUGUAACCAUAUCCAUUUACUUUGAUUGUAUUUGAUUGAUUUACUUUGACCCAGGUCUGUUUUUUAAAGUUUGCUAAAAGUCAUCUACAUUCAACAGGUGGAGAUUGAAAGUAAACUGUUUAUCCAAAUGGAUAAAGUAAAUUGAAUGUCCACCCACCAGUGGCGGAUCUGGAAAACUUCUGGCAAAGGGGUGGCAUGGGAGGGUGGUGCGUCCCCACAUAAAAAUACAAGCUACUUCUGCAAGUUAAGCUAAAAGUUUAACUAUGACAAGACUAAAUUAUCAGUCACAUAGGCCUAAAGGAUAACUCAAUAUAAUGAUAUAGCAUGACUAUAACACCAUCUUAUUUAUUAGCAAACCCUCCAUCAGUUAACCGUUAGUUAGCUCAAG
Molecule: messenger RNA, 7380 nt
Organism: Epinephelus moara (kelp grouper)
Lineage: Eukaryota; Metazoa; Chordata; Actinopteri; Perciformes; Serranidae
Gene: hecw2b
Product: HECT, C2 and WW domain containing E3 ubiquitin protein ligase 2b
Exons: 31
Coding region: 1323-6056 (1577 amino acids)
Biological process (GO): regulation of dendrite morphogenesis
Molecular function (GO): ubiquitin-protein transferase activity; protein binding
Source: RefSeq, a predicted model, not a curated record